AUGUUUAUUCCGAGCAAAAAUAUUGAAAGUUUUUCUGGCAAGCUAAUUCUUGCAGUUCCUUCUGAAGGAUGCAUCGGGCAACGCGCUGUUGACUCAAUUCUUUCCGACGAGGGAAACAACUUUGAGUUUUACGGAUCCUUCGAUGCGACAUCAAUACAGCCCAUGGUCGGCCGCGUGGAAAACGGUCGCGUGGUGACAUGUAUGGAAUUAUUUUUCUCGCCGACGACGGAAAUCGGUCUCGUUCAGCUCAGAGCGCCGCCGCUAUCGAAUUCCAGUUUCUGCGCCGAGUUUAUUCCUUGGUUCCGCGCAUCAGGCUUCGAGAAGUUGAUUUUACUCGCAGGAGUCCAAUGCUCAUUCCCACUACCGCAAGUAGUCGUCGUCAGUCCUGAAGAUCAUGAGAAUGUACAAUACAUCACUGAAGAUUUCCUCAACUCCUCGAUUCGUCGAGCUGGCUUCUCAAAGAAAAUGGUGGCUCAACUAAACUCUGUCGAUUUAAUAAUGUCGCCAAACAUUGCAGAUCUUUCACAUAUCUUGCGAACUUGCUCCUCGCUGUAUAAAGUGAAAUGCGCGGAUGCACUUUCUUUAGAAAAACUUUCUGUGCAAGAUUCGGUCUACUAG
This is a messenger RNA of Oikopleura dioica, 618 nucleotides long. NCBI's taxonomy places the organism in Eukaryota, Metazoa, Chordata, Appendicularia, Copelata, Oikopleuridae. The record is from the annotation of a GenBank genome assembly.